GUCCAGUGAUUUAUAUCCAUGGGAAACACAAGACGCAUCAUCAAACGUUUGGGUAAACGAGUGGUGCAGGUAAGCUACGAGUUAGAAGAGAAGGUUGAGAAACAACGCAAUGGUCGCAAGCUACACUCUAAUUCAGGGACUGCAAAUGUGAACGCGUCAGAUUCCUCUAGAAAACGAAAGCGCGGGUUCACGCGUCUUCCGGGUGUAUGGAAUCUUCCUCCUGGGAAACGCAUCAGGGUUCUGUUAGGGAAGAAAAUGCAGCCUAUUGGAGUUGAAGGAGGUUUGCUCGGGGAGUUUCUCGGGACCAUUGCUAGAAAUGGCGAGUUGGCACCAUUGUUCACAACUUGGAAGCAAAUUACUGAAGAUAUGAGACAUGCUAUGAUUCGGAUUGUAGAGUCCAAAUUUGAUUAUCCUCGUAUACCAGCUAUGGAAAAAUGGAUUCUACAUUCCAUAAACUCUAAAUGGAGAAAUUGGAAAAGCAAUCUAAAAGCUGCUCACUACGAUAGCUCUCAGCCAUUAUCACAUCAUCUGAAGCAUCUUCCGGAAAGGGUGAGAAGAGAUCAAUGGAAAAAGCUUGUCGCUUUUUGGAGUUCAAAGGAAGGGAAGAAGCUGAGCAACAUAAAUAAGGCUAAUAGAGCAAAACAGAAGAUACGGCACACCUUAGGGAAAAAAAGUUUUGCAAGGAUAACAGCAGAAAAGGAAGCAGAGUUAGGAAGGGAGCUAAAUCGUGUUGAUUUGUUCAUACUUAGUCACGAAAGAAAGAAGGGCAAGAAGCCGGUGGAUAAGGCUGUUGCAGAGGCUAUUGGAAGUAUGAAUGACCUCGCGGAGGUAUAUCCAGAACUUUGCAAGAGCGAUACCCCCUUAAAUGAAGAUGUUGUUUCUCUGGUGUUGGGAAAAGAGAAACCUGGACGCAUCCGAUGCUACGGCAUAGGGCCAUGCCCAAAAGACUUCGGGGCCUCCAACUCUAGUUGUCAUCCAAAAGAGAAGUUAAGGUCUGAGAAUGGAAAAGAUGAAGAGAUUCACAAGUUAAAGGAAGAAUUGAAAGCAGCGAAAGAGCAAUUGAAAACCACAAAUGGAGAUGUACAAGAGUUACAGGCCCAACUGAAAAAGAUGUCCAACAGAGUAGAGAAAUUGUCAGCAUACUGCAGACUUUAA
This is a messenger RNA of Rhodamnia argentea, 1155 nucleotides long. RefSeq lists its product as uncharacterized. NCBI's taxonomy places the organism in Eukaryota, Viridiplantae, Streptophyta, Magnoliopsida, Myrtales, Myrtaceae. The record is from RefSeq and is a predicted model, not a curated record. Bases 19 to 1155 code for a protein of 378 amino acids. The transcript has 6 exons.